AUGGAUUCAUUGAUCAUUGAGGGGUGUAAUAAACUUGAAAAUGUUUUUCCUCGUUACAUGGUUGGAAGAUUUCGGAGUGUGUGCAACCUGAAAGUUAAUGAUUGCACGUCAAUGAAAGAGAUAUUUGAUCUCAGAGGUUGUGGAAAACCUAAUGCUGAAUAUAUGAUGAACUUGCAAAAUUUUCAUGUACAAGCACUGCCGAAAUUGGAGCAUGUAUGGAACGGAAACCCAGAAGGGAUUCUUAAUUUCAAAAAUUUGAAAAAGAUAUUGGUUCAAGAGUGUCUCAACUUGAAACAUAUAUUUCCAGUUUCAAUAGCCAUGGGUCUUGAGCAACUGGAAUGCCUUGAGGUCAGGAAUUGUGGUCAGUUGAAGGAAAUUGUUUCUAGGGUGGAAACAAACGAGGUGACGUUCAAAUUUCCUGAACUAACCACUGCCAGAUUUUUCGAACUGCCCAACCUUGAGGGUUUCUGCGGGGGAACACAUGAAUUAUGUUGUUCAAUACUGAAUGACUUAUCUUUGGAACAAUGUCACAAGUUCAAGCUUUUCAUAACAGAACUAAAGCCAUUCUUCUCGCCUAAAGAGGUGAUUUACAACUUGAAGUCCAUGCAAAUAGAGGAGCAUGAUGCAUAUCCUUUAAAGAGAUAUAUGGGCAACUAUCGAAUGCACAAAUUAGAAGAGUUUCAGUUAUCAGGAUUACAAGAUACAUACAUUCUAGAUUUUUUCCUCCAUAGAAAUCCUAAUCUGAAACGCCUAUUGUUGAGUAAUUGUUUAGUUAAGCAAUUCGUGCCUCAGAUAAGUCUUGCUGAAAAAUCAGGGGUUGUUCCAAAGCUGAAAAGCUUGAAGUUAGUGAACUUACCUUCUCUUGAGAAGAUAGGUUUUGAAGAAUACAAAGUACUCUUUCGAAUGCUAGAGUGCUUGAUUCUAGAGGAAUGUCCAUGUCUGAACGCCAUAGCGGCUUCCUCAGUUUCUUUCACUUACUUGACAAAUCUGGAAGUGAAAAACUGUGAUAAAUUAAGCCAUUUAAUGACUGCAUCAACUGCAAAAAGUUUGGUUCAACUCACCACAAUGAAGGUAAGUCAAUGUAAAUCAAUGGUGACCAUUGUGUUAGAGCCAGAACACCAAGAAAAGAUUGAUUUCAGAGAAUUGAAGGAAAUAGAGCUUGUAUCUCUACAAGAACUUGAAAGUUUUUGUGGCUCCAAUCUUUGUAUCCUUACCUUUCCGUCGUUGGAAAAAUUCGUAGUGCUUGCAUGCGACAAGAUGGAAACAUUUACGUCUCCUGAACAAGUCAACUCGACACCAGUUUUAAAACAAGUAUCUGUUAGAUAUGGAAGGGGCGAACAAAGAAGUUACUGGAAAGGCGAUUUAAAUUUUACAAUACGACACAUGUACAAGAAUUGGGCUCUUGAUAAAGACAACAUGUCAGCUUCCAAUCCUUUGGAAGCUCUCCAGAGCUCUCAAUUGAAGACUUUGGUGCUGACGAAUUGUCAAUAUGGCGCGAAUGCUAUUCCUACUAAUCUUUUCACUGGGUUGAAGAACUUAGAAGAAUUGGAAGUCAGCAGCAGCACAAUUGUAAACGUAAUAUUUGACAAAUUCGAGACUGAUAAGAUGAAGGGAUAUACCUUUCCGUUGAAGAAAUUAAUCUUGCGUGGGUUGCCAAAUUUGAAACAUGUAUGGGAUAAGGAUCAAGAACGAAUUUUCAGCUUUCAAAAUCUGCAGCAAGUAUGUGUUACUGAUUGUCACAAGCUGGAAACACUUUUUCCUGUAGAACUGGCUAAAAGAAUUGAGAGGCUCCAGAAACUGGAAAUAAAAAAGUGUGGAGGGUUUGUACAAAUUGUUCAAGAGGAGAAGGACACAAUAGAAGAAGAAUUUUCAUUUCCUCGUUUAAGCACACUGAAUCUGCAUUUGUUGCCACAAUUGAGUUACUUUUAUCCUGGACCAUUUACUUUGGAAUGCCCCGACUUAGAUCAUUUAGAGGUGUUAUUUUGUGGUAACUUUGAAUCAUUUCAAAGUCCGCAAGAGGCUCAAAGUUCUACUUCAGUUUAUAGACAACCCCUUUUCUCCCAGAAAGAGGCUAAUUUCAUUUUGGAGUCACUGAAGCUGGAUUGGAAAAACACUAUGAUGCUAUGUAAUGGAAAGUUUCCAGAAGACAUGCUUCAUAAAUUAGUUGAACUUGAACUUGAUUUUGAUGAUGUCAACGAGGUGUCAAAUUUUCCCAUUGUGCUACUUGAAAAGGCGUUCAAUUUAGAAUAUCUUGAAAUAAGGCGAUGCAGGGGUCUUGAGGAGUUACUCCCUUCUCAACCUCAACUAGGUGGACAUGUGACAACAUCAGUACAUUCAACACCGUCAUUCUCCAGACUCAAAAAGUUGUCCAUAAAGGAAUGCCAUGGAUUGAGGUAUUUAUUUACAUCCUCAAUUGCAAGAAAGCUGGUACACCUUGAGUUGAUGCAAGUAACACUAUGUGAAUCAAUGCAAGAAAUAUUGGCAAAAGAGAAUGAAGAAAUUACCCCAGAGGCCAUAAAAUUGGAGCGACUCAACACAAUAAUUCUAGACUCUCUAUCAAGCCUCCACUGUUUUUAUUCGGGCAGUGACACUCUCCAAUUUCCAUCUCUGAUACAUGUGCGCGUGGAGAAAUGCCCUAAGAUGAAGAGUUUCUCCACAGCAGACGCGGAAUCCUUAUCAGGAAUUCGACUCACGUUAGAUGGAAAACCUAUCUUACACCAAGAUAUUAACAGCACCGCGAAGAUAAUCCAAGGAUCGGAGUUUUUUGAAGCUGUGGACAAGGAAUGUUUUUCUGAUGGUCGUGAGCAACAAGCAGCCUUGGAUGGUGAAGUUGGUCUGCAAAACAACUGGUUUAGUAAUUUGGUUGAGGAAGAGCAAGCAACAGAUAUAACAUCUGAUGAUAAAUAUUGUAAUGAGUAUUUUGAAGCCUCGGACAAUGAGUGUUCUCCUAGUCUUGAUGAAACAAUCUUGCGGGGUAAUGUUAAGCAACGAAAGAUAUGGUUGCGCAAUUUGAAAAGAGUGAAGCUGAAAAGGUUCACCCGAGCAUAUGCAAUUUCAUCUGAUAUUCUUCCUCAUUUAAAGAAAUUAGAAGAAUUGGAAGUUAAGAAUAGCGACCAAGUACAGGAUUAUUUUGAAGCCUCGGACAAUGAGUGUUCUCCUAGUCUUGAUGAAACAAUCUUGCGGGGUAAUGUUAAGCAACGAAAGAUAUGGUUGCGCAAUUUGAAAAGAGUGAAGCUGAAAAGGUUCACCCGAGCAUAUGCAAUUUCAUCUGAUAUUCUUCCUCAUUUAAAGAAAUUAGAAGAAUUGGAAGUUAAGAAUAGCGACCAAGUACAGGACUAUUUUGAAGCCUCGAACAAUGAGUGUUCUCCUAGUUUUGAUGAAACAAUCUUGCGGGGUAAUGUUAAGCAACGAAAGGUAUGGUUGCGCAGUUUGAAAAGAGUGAAGCUGAAAAGGUUCACCCGAGCAUAUGCAAUUUCAUCUGAUAUUGUUUCUCGUUUAAAUAAAUUAGAAGAAUUGGAAGUUAAGAAUAGCGACCAAGUACAGGAGUAUUUUGAAGCCUUGGACAAGAAGUGUUCUCCUACUUUUGAUGAAACAAUCUUGCGGGGCAAUGUUAAACAACAAAACAUAUGGUUGCGCAAUUUGAAAAGACUGAAGCUGAAAAGGUUCACCCGAGCAUAUGUAAUUCCAUCUUAUAUUCUUCCUCUUUUAAAGAAAUUAGAAGAAUUGGAAGUUAAGGAUAGCGACCAAGUAGAGGUAAUUUUUGACAUAAGUGACAAUGAGAAACUCACAACAUUCCCACUGAAGGUAUUGACUUUAAAACGACUAUCAAAGCUGAGAAAAGUUUGGGAAAUGAAUACUGAAGGAGACACCUUUUCACUUCUAAGAGAGGUCGUUGUCAGUAGUUGUGAAAACCUGCAAACUUUAUUUUCCAUGGCAAAAAAUCAUAAGCAGCUCGAGAAACUUGAAAUAGAUUCUUGUGAUAAAUUGCUAGAAAUGGUUGACAAUGAAGAAGGCACAUUAGCAGAUGCCACAAAAAUGUUUGUAUUCCCUUAUUUAGAGAAACUGUAUCUUCAUGACUUGCCAGAACUCACUUACUUUUACCCUGAAACAUUCACUCUGAACUGCCCCUCCUUAAAUCAAUUAGCUGUGUUGUAUUGUCAUAAGUUGAAGUUGUUUCCAAGUGUAUAUCCCUCGGAAGAUGGUGAAGGUAUAGUGAACAGACUAUCUCUUAUCUCAGAUGAAAAGGUAAAGCAAAGCAUCACAGAAUCUGUUAUUCCCAACAUGAAGGUAUUGAAUCUUGAUUGGAAACACAUUUCAGCAUUAAGCUUAUGGUUUAAGUUAGAACAAUUUAUGGAAGACCUUGAACAUUUACAAGAAGUUUCCCUGUCAUGCUUUCACCCGGAUGAGAAUGAGAAGCCUGUGUUGCAAUUUGAAAUACUCCAAAAGGCACCCAAUUUAGAAGCACUAGAUAUGGGGUUUUUAAGUAGUCCUGAGAUAUUUCUAGCACAAACCCUCAAAAUUGGGGAGGAUGGGAUUCUUGGACAGUUAAAAACAUUGAACCUAUAUGAAGUAUCCAAUCUCCACUCAAUGGAGUCAGAGGACAAAUCAUUGUUAAACACAAUCUGUGAGAAGCUUCAUGAAUUAAAUGUUUUCAGCUGUCAUAAUUUGACAACAUUAAUACAUUCAGUGUCCUUCUCUUGUCUAAAGAGGGUGAAAGUGUACGACUGUCCAGACAUUCAGUUUUUGUUCACAUCCUCAGCAGCCAAAACGUUAACGAACCUUGAGGAAAUCACAGUCCAGGAAUGUGAAUCAGUGAAAGAAAUAGUGGCUAAAGAGAGAGAGGCAACUUCAGAAAUUAAAUUUGAGCGAUUGCAUACCAUUAUUCUAGAAUCUUUACCAAGUCUGAUAUGUUUUUACUCAGGAAGUGACACUCUCCACUUACCGUCUUUAAUCAAUGUGGAUAUAACCGAAUGCUCCAACAUGAAGAUUUUCUCACAAGGAGACAUAGUUGCAAAUGAAGAUUUGUUCUCCAACCAAAACCUUCUCGCCAACGUAAAAAGGAUGUUCCAACCACAGGUUCAAGGAAUCAGGGACACUCAGAAUGCAAAAAUAUGA
Molecule: messenger RNA, 5115 nt
Organism: Sphenostylis stenocarpa
Lineage: Eukaryota; Viridiplantae; Streptophyta; Magnoliopsida; Fabales; Fabaceae
Source: the annotation of a GenBank genome assembly